Plectropomus leopardus (leopard coralgrouper) is the source of this 993-nucleotide messenger RNA. RefSeq lists its product as uncharacterized. NCBI's taxonomy places the organism in Eukaryota, Metazoa, Chordata, Actinopteri, Perciformes, Serranidae. Gene Ontology annotation, biological process: iron-sulfur cluster assembly. Gene Ontology annotation, molecular function: iron ion binding; iron-sulfur cluster binding. The record is from RefSeq and is a predicted model, not a curated record.
GACUGUCAACAUGGCGGGGACAGUAGCGAAGAAGUGUCUCAAUCCUCUGACUUUCGUCACCAGGAGGCUUUCUGCUCCGGAGUUCAUCACUCAGUGCUGCUACCACAAGAAGGUGGUGGAUCAUUAUGAAAACCCAAGAAAUGUUGGCGUUUUGGACAAAAACUCCAAGAACGUUGGGACUGGCUUGGUGGGCGCUCCAGCCUGUGGAGACGUGAUGAAGCUUCAGAUUGAGGUGGAUGACCAGGGGAAAAUUGUGGAUGCCAGGUUCAAAACUUUUGGCUGCGGUUCUGCGAUUGCCUCCAGCUCUUUGGCCACUGAGUGGGUGAAGGGCAAAUCUGUGGACGAAGCUCUGACAAUAAAAAACACUGACAUUGCCAAAGAGCUCUGUCUUCCCCCUGUGAAACUUCACUGCUCCAUGCUUGCAGAGGAUGCCAUCAAGGCUGCCCUGGCUGACUAUCGCCUCAAGCAACAGGACGUCCAGCAGGAGGCAGUCAGGGCCAGCAAUUAAAGAGCCCUCUCACCCUAAGCCACUGUUUUCCGCCUGCUGUCAAGAGACCUAGCAGUAGUUCAGCAUCCUAACAUUCCUGCAGUACUGAUGAGUACACCUUAUACUAUGUGGAUGACCAGCACACCACUGUCAACCCUCUGUAGCAGUGUUGUACCAGGCUCUCUGUAUUAGUCUGUGGUCUUCUUAUCCUUUUUUAGCCUGUCACGUUAACGCACAAUGUAAGCACUGUUUGGGCUGUUGGUACAGAGGUGAGCCUUAUUUUUGAGAUUGUGUUAUAUUUUAAGACCUUUUUGCACAAGGAGUUUAUAUGGUGUGAUGGAGAUAUUGAUUAAAGCUAAGAGCUGUGUCCCGUCUGCACCCUAAGCACUGACCUUUUGAUAUGCAAUUAAGCAAAAGUGGUUCAAAACAAUGAGUGUCCACUGGUUUUAAGUGUAACUUGUGAUUAUUUAGUGACAAGUCUGCAAUAAAGUAUUCUGAAACCAAAA